UGUAGUGCAGGAGCCCUCAGAGUGGGUCAGGCAUGGAGAGAGCCAGCAGUAAUGCGUGUGUCUAAUGUUUUUAUUCCUUACUGACAGUCGGGAAAGACAGUCUCACCAAACCCUGGGGCUGGAGGUAUAGAGGGAUAUAAAAUUGAUGCAAAAAUGGUUUUACUAACAUCAGUGCUGUUGCUGCUACUCUCUUGGGUAUCACUGCACAACACCGCGCGAGCUGUCGCAGAGAUUUGCCGGGGGACGCACUGCUACGGCGGGGAAACCGGCGACCCAAGACCGUGCACCGGAGCGCACUGUCCGGGGGGCAGAUCCUCCAGACCGCCGCGGCAGUUUAACCCUACAACGCAGGGGAGAGCAGCGCAGACAGCUGGCAGCCAACACUACCAAGCGUACCCGAGCUCUCCAAGAGCUGCGUCGGAAGCUUAUCCGGCCGUCCAGCCGCUCCGCGGGCGGCACGGAGACAGCGGCAGCAGCAGCAGCGGCGGCGCACGGAUGCGAGCGCCCGAAGUUUUACCUGCAGGAUGCACCGACGCGGAGUGCGCUGCUCUUGUGAAACAAUUUCAACCCACAAACGACACCCGAGACUGUAGAGGGAUCGAGUGCAGACUGCCUGUGAGGAUACGGCCAAAAGCGCGAGCAAAGUCCUGUGUGGGAGAGGGAUGUCUAGCCGGUUCAGAGGAGAGCGUCUCCUCUGCCGCCAGCCAGCUUCCUCCCGUCCAUCUGUCCGACAGAGCCGCGCAGUUUCUGGGAGAUUUUCCGGAGUUUGGAUAUCCGUCGUCGGAACUUGGCGGAGCGCCUUUGGGUGUUCAGCUCACAUGUGACAUCAAGCCAGGUGAGAAUGAAGUUCCCUCAGAGGAUGCCCUCAUCCUGCACCUCCAGCUGGCCAAAGGGCAGGAGAAGCUGGUGGAGGCCCUGCGAGCCCAGCAGAUGGUCAUCCGCGACUUGCAGCAGAAGCUCGCUGACCAGCAGGAGGCGCUUCUGUCCCAGCAGCGGGAGAUCCUGGAGCAGCAGCGGCGCAUGUACGAGCAGAUGGAUGUGGUGAAGGCCCAGUAUGGCCUCCUCUCAGACACCGUCAAGCAGGUUUCCUUCCAGGGCCUGCAGGGUGAGCUGCAGAGCUACUUUGAGAGCCACUUGGCGGGUCUGCAGAGCCAGGCCCGCAGCCACCUGCAGAAGUCCUACGCUGUCCACAAGAUGGACAUGGACUCCAAGGUGAUGGAUGCGGUGGGAGAGGCUAAUUUCCCCCAACCUCUGCUGGGAUGCCCUUCACCCUGUGGAUCAGAGGAGUUCUGUGAUUUUCAGAGGGACCCACCUCAGUGUGAGAAGUGCACCAUGUGUCCACCAGGCUUCUUCCUGAUCUCACAGUGCUCUCCCACUGCAGACAGAAUGUGCCAGGACAGAGACGAAUGCCUUGAAUUACCAAACAUUUGUGGAGAGCGAGUGAAGUGCCUUAACACUCCAGGAGGGUUCAGGUGUCUGGGAGUUUCUGAGAGAGAAGCAGUGAUGGGCUUGUGUGGCCAUGACUAUUUCUACAACCAGGAACUGCAGGAGUGCCAAGCCUGCUCAGACUGUGAUGGAGAGCCUGUCACUGUUCCCUGCACAGCCAUCAGCGAUGCUGUCUGCGGCCAGCCCUCAGAGAGCAGACUCUCCCAGUCUUGGGCAGCAAAUGUGGCAGUUCCCUCUGCCAGGACCUCUGGCACCCACAUCUUCCCCGGGCUGCAGCUAAACAUUCGAGGGAAGGAGAGCAGUGAUUUACUGUCAAACGAGGCAGGGAAGGUGACCUUCCUGCAGCACGGCCUGGUGUGGUUGGAUCAUAACUUCGCGAUUAAGCACAGCUGCAGGAACUUCCUCCAGGUGGGGAUGAGGCUCAACGGGAGCCAGGAGGAGGAGGGUCAGGACCUCAGUGGUGUUCGCAUCGAACAGCCCGAUGGGAAAUACUUUCAGGGAGUCAGCGUCAGCAGUGGUGUGGAGGUCGAGCCAAAUCACACCUUCACUCUGCUGCUGAAGAGUCCAAAUCAACACUGCAACCAGAGCAAGGAUCUCCAUGUGUAUGAUAUCACCGCUCCCACCUUCAGUCUGCUCUGGUUGUCUCAUGAUACCGGUGCUGUUGCUAUGACAGCUCAGAUGUCCCUGUUGGUUCACUACCAGACCAGUUACCGCCCAACUUUCCGUAUGACCUCAGUGUCUGACCCCUAUAUGAUCAGCCUGACCCAUGACAAUCGUGGGGUUCGCUUCACAGAGAGCGGUGUGGUAAAGUUUGUCCUUCAGCAUGCACUGUACUCCAUGGGCCACACCUGCAUUCGAGAGGGUUUCUCCCUGAUUGCAUAUACCAACCGCAAUGGGACCGGCCAGGAGGCGAUGCAGGCCUUCAAGACAGGCGUCAACUACAGGGACACCUCCAUCACCCUCUCUGGUGCUGUGAGUGUGGACAGCAGAGACACUCUCAGCUUUGAGAUCACAUCUCCGUCCCAGUGCAACAUCCGUUAUUUUGGGGACAGCACUGGGAUCAGCAUGCUGAGCCUCAUCUGGAUUCCCUCUGCCGUGUCGUCAGCCUUGACUGCGACUGUGUCCAGGACUGGUCUUCCCUUCGGAGCGGUCAGGAACAAGCCGCUGUUGUUCCAGCAGAUCAGCUCAGACACACCGCGGGUUCGUUUGGCCCGCUCAGGUGAGCCAAAUGGCCGGAAGAACUUUAUAUUCCUCGAGAAAGGGACUGCAAACAUAGCCCUCAACCUGAAGCUGAUCCACUCCUGUAAUAUAGUAAAACUCACUUUGCAGCGAGUGGGGGGUCCAGGUCAGAGCGGGCAGGCAGGUCCUGUGGCUCAGCAGGUGUCUGGAUACAUGCCUGAAGGGAGUGAGUGGGCCAGUAUAGGGCUGAGAGCCUCAUUCCAGGUCCAGAACGGCACAGCUGUGUAUGUCACUCUGGACUGUAUCCGUGGACGAGUUAACCAGAUAACACAUGAAGGAGGCACUAACAUUUCAAUCCUCUGGGUUGCAGUGUGAUCCAAGAAAGGAUGGAGCCUUAAUGUCAUUAAUACAUUUUGUGAGAAGAAAAGGACAGUUUUGCACAAUAUUGAAUUGCAGAGCAGAUUCAACAAUUUACCAAAUCAAGGAGGAAUACUGGUUGAUGAAAAACGUGUUAAUCUAUUCCACAUAUUUUGUCAUAUUAUUGUUUUAAAUGUAUAUUUCAUCACCUGUUUAGACUUUUAUUGUGAAAUGUUUUUUGGAUAUAAUUUACAUACUAUAAGUACUGCUUUUGCUUGAAGUACUUCGGCUGGUUGAGCAGUGACCAAUCCUACAUUGAAUGACGUAAAGUGUAUGUGUGUGUCUGUACUGUAUGUCUGUACUGUAUGUUGUGUGUGUGUGUGUGUGUGUGUGUGUGUGUGUGUGUGUGUGUGCCCAAUGGUGCUUAUAUGUAUGUAUUUGUGUGUGCACACACAUCGGCAUGCCUACUUUUGCAUAUGCGUAUGAGUCUUUUAAUAUGUAUAUCUCUCCAUCCAUGCAUCUAUUUAACACGCAUACUGUAUGUAACAAACCUUUGUAUUAUAUCAUAAUACUAAAAGAGUAGUUUGACAUUUUAGGAAGUAUGCAUACGACCUCAACGUUGCCAUGUUUGUCAGAAACAUUUAACUCUGAGCUGCCCUCAACGUAAAGGACGCAUGGAUAAAUGUUGGCAGUGACAGUUACUUCAUUUGACGUGAAUGUAUCUAUUUUCGCAUAUAAAGGGAGUAUAAAUGAGCCCUAAGAUGAGAAGAUUGAUAGCACUCUCGGUAGAUGGUUAGCUUAGCUUAACAUAAACAUGGGAAACGGGGAAAAAGCUAGCCUGGCACCUCUAAAGCUCACUGAUCAGCACAUUUUAUCUUAUCUUAAUCCAUACAAAAUUCGGAAAAUGCUUAGAGCCAAGAAAUAACCCCUCCUAAAAUGGCAAAUUAUUGUUUUUUAUACAUACAUCUGUUUUCAGCUAAGCUAAGUCAAAUACUGCUCAUUAUAACUUCAUAUUUACUUUAGCUACAGAUAAAAGAGUGGUAUCAACUUUCAGCCAAAAUAUGCAUAUUUCCCAAACUGUCAAACUACUCCUUUAAUGCUCUGCAGAGUUUGUCAUGAAAGAAUAAUACACUAAUGCAAUGUAGUAAACUUUCACUAAGAAGAAAUUUUUGUAUUUGAAGAUGUUUUUGAUGAUAUUUAUUUGUCUUUUAUACAACAGGACUUUUAUAUUCAUGCCAUGGAAUGCAUAUAUUUGUCAGACAUGAGCAUAACAAAAAAAAAGUAUAUGGUAAAGCAGUGUUGAUAUUCAAAUACAUGCAACGAGAGCCUCAAUCAUACAUUUAUUUUCACAUGUAUUAUAGUGUGCAAACAUCAUACUUUGUGAUUCUUUUGCCUAAAUACUGUUUCCCUGUGAAAAGCUGCCCAUGCAUAUCAUUCCUAAUUGCCUCUGUGUGUGUUCUGUCCUCUAAACAAUUAGGCAUAAUUAAGCAUUUCAGGAAGUUGGCAGUGAAAUCCUUCAGCUUUAUUCUCACUUCAUUAUGUUUAACGAUUUUCUUUGUGUGCCUGGUUGGGCUCCCUGCACAUGUCUUGUGGAAUGUCAAAGCAUGUAUUCUCGUUCAACACCAAAUAAAAUGUACAUAUAUAUA
Messenger RNA from Lates calcarifer (barramundi perch), 4628 nucleotides. It is a transcript of the gene nell3, whose product is annotated as NELL (neural EGFL like) family member 3. The coding region runs from base 154 to 3000 and encodes 948 amino acids. NCBI's taxonomy places the organism in Eukaryota, Metazoa, Chordata, Actinopteri, Centropomidae. The record is from RefSeq and is a predicted model, not a curated record. The transcript is spliced from 5 exons. Gene Ontology annotation, molecular function: protein binding; calcium ion binding.